This is a messenger RNA of Arachis ipaensis, 3286 nucleotides long. NCBI's taxonomy places the organism in Eukaryota, Viridiplantae, Streptophyta, Magnoliopsida, Fabales, Fabaceae. The record is from RefSeq and is a predicted model, not a curated record.
GCAAAAUUAUUCAACAUGGUUAUGACUCUUUUCAAUUGAUCAAUUGUUGGCUGUGUUAGUGUGGGAAUUCGUAUUGCUUAAUGCUUCUUUCUUCCUUCUCCAUUUUAUUUUUCUGUGUUCAUUUCAUUUGUGUAAAUUAUAUAUCCUAAAUAUUCUCUUUUGGGAUAAAAGAAAACUUGAUCUGUCUUUUUCUCUCUCAUACGUUCAUGUAUAUAUUUAAAUUUUUGUCAGGAGUUAUCUCCUUAAAAAGUGUCACACAAGGUUCUAAAAGAUCCAUAUAGAAAACAUAUUUUAAGAAGAAAAAAAAUGAACAUGAUGUUGUACAUAAUAUAUGAUUUUUAAAACCUUGGUUUCUUGUCCAGGGUUCUAUUUGAUUAUUGUUGGUGUUAUCCUUAAUUAUGUUUCAUGUAAAUUUGUAUAUAUAAUAACAAACAUCAUUAUGUUACAAAUUGUAACUUUUGAAUGCUUAUGUUUGAAGCAUGUAUUUAUUUAUUUUUGUCCCUUUUUUAUUGUUUUGUUUCUUCAUAUUUGAUCCCUUUUUUCCCUUCCUCUAAAAUGUUAAAGGGUUUGUGCUUGAGUUUCAAACCUGAUCAAAGUGUGGGGUGAAGUGAUGGUGAUCUUAUACUGUAGGUUUCAGUACUUUUUUAUUUUUAUUUUUUUAUAUUUUUUGUGAUUACUCUAUAAUGGUGGCACCUAAUCUCAAAUGAUAGAUUUAUGAUUGCAGCAGCAACUGAUAAUGUCAUUAUCAUGCAAUCCAUUACUAAAGAGUUGUUGUCAUGGUUUUUAUGCCAAGUUAUAUUAUUCAUUCAAUUUUGGUUUAAAAUUGGCAUUAUUUUUCUUUAAGAUUAUUCUUUUGUUCUUAUUCAAUCACUCAUUUUAACUCUAUGAUGCAAAAGUAUUUUUAUUCUUAAAUUCAAAAUUGUCAUUUUUCUUGCUCCCUUUUCGAAAUGCAAUUCUUAGUCUUUGGUAUUGAAAUUGGUUUUCUUUCACUAAAUUGAAUUAAGGGCUAUUUUUUUAUUGUGCUGAUACAGGUGCCGAUCUUUGGUGUUUCACAAACCGAAUAAAGCUAGUUUAAUUGUUUUAUCUGAUAACUUUGUCUUAUAGGAGUGCUUUUCUGAGAUAUGGUGUUGCAUAAGAGGUUGAACUACAGCUUUGAUGGCUAUCAUGUGCCUGUCAUUCCUAGAGCUUCAAGAUCUGUUAGGGGGAGAGGUUCCAUCCGGAAGAAGCGCGACAACAGUCACAUACAUGCUUUUGAAAUUUUAGCUAGUGUAGCUGGCAAUUUCUUGCAUGCAAACGAGAGUUCCAACCCUGAAAACACUUCUUUUGCAAAAGAAGCUGAUCUUUUUCAUGGUAAUAAUGUAAAGGAGAAAGAGAAUGAUGAAACAGGGUUGUUUAAGGGGGACCUUUUCACACACGGGACGUGUAGCAAAAUUACCACUACUUGUGUCCCUAGUUUGCAAGGAGAACAUGACAACCAAAGCCAUAUUGAAGGCCAAGGACAAAAUGUCCUUGAGAGGGAAGAUGGAGGCAUGAAAAGAAGAAAUUCUAAUGAGAAAAUCAUCCAUAUCAAAGGCAGUUAUGUCGGAGUUAAUGAACCAGGUCAUAAGGUAUUUAAAGAUUGCACUUUGGAAAAUAAUGUGGAAAAGCCUUUGCCAGAGUGUCGCAAUCAUCUUGAUUCUUCGCACGGCGGUUCCAUUGCUAGGAAAUUAGUUAAUACAGAUAAUGACGAAAACUUUGCUCGGUGCACUCAAUCAAACUUGAGGAAUAAGAUAUCGAGUCCACCAUUAGACACACCAAAACUGAAGGAUGCAAGUCCUAUUGCAAGUGAUGAGAACAAUAGUAGAGACAACUCUGAACUUGAAAAUUUACAACGCAUGUAUCCAUUUAAGAAGAGGAAGUUCUUUAAUCAGACCUCAUCAUCCACAUCCGAUAGAGGCUCUCAGUGUCAAGGCGUAUUUGAUUUUUCAGACAGCAAAGUUAAUAGCACAAUCCAUGGGAUUGAAGAAUCGUCCUCUAUAGCUGGUCAACAGGUUCAUCCUGGAUCCAAGGGUUGUAAUGUGAAGCUUAGCAUAAAAUCCUUCAAAGUCCCGGAGCUUUUCAUUGAUAUACCAGAAACUGCAACAAUUGGAUCACUGAAGAGGACAGUGAUGGAGGCUGUGACAACUAUACUAGGAGAUGAACUACAUAUCGGCAUCCUUUUGCAGGGAAAAAAGAUUCGAGACGACAACAAAACUCUUAUUCAGACAGGGAUAUGCCAAGAUGACAAACGUCAUAGGUUAGGGUUCAUGUUGGAGCCAAGACAUACUAGGAUUUCUUCACCUUCAUACAAUGAAGACCCUUGUUAUUUAACUUCUAGUCCACAACAAAAGUUAUCUAGGCAAUCAACAUCAUUAAUGUUCCAACAGGGAACAUAUAAUGUAUCUCAAGAACGCUCUCUGAUCAAAAUUGAAAGUUGUGCUGAAGGUGAUCUCAAAUUGUCCUCCUCUGUAGCAGAUACUUCAGCUAACAAUAACAUGUCCAAGUGUCGUGCUCUAGUAGCAGUUCCUGCCAUUAACAUGCAAGCAUUAGCUGUGGUCCCAUUACGACGCAAAUCUGGGAAUCCUGACUUCGGACAGCGUCGAAUUAGGAGGCCUUUCUCUGUUCUUGAAGUAGAAGCAUUGGUUCAAGCAGUUGAAAAACUUGGAACUGGAAGGUGGCGCGAUGUCAAACAACGUGCUUUCGAUCAUGCAAAGCAUCGAACUUACGUGGAUUUGAAGGAUAAAUGGAAGACAUUGGUGCACACAGCGAGAAUCUCCCCUCAGCAAAGAAGAGGAGAACCUGUACCUCAAGAGCUUUUAGAUAGGGUCUUAGCCGCACACGCGUAUUGGUCUCAACAACAGUGCAAGCACCAACUUAAACCUUUGUAAGAGACUCCUCAAAAAUAUUAAAGCAUGCAGAAGAGCAAGUAAAUUUGCUGCAAAAUCUAGGUUUAAAGUAGUGUAGUUAUUCCCAAAAGAAAACAAAAAGAAAAAAAGUUGAUAAUAUGUUCAUCUUACAUAAAAUGAUAACAUAAUUGAUCCAUAAUUUGGCUUCUCUUAAGCCUGGAAUUAGUUUGAUCACCUUUGUAAAUUAGUUAUUUGACCUAAAGGGAAAACAUGUCAUAAUAAUUCUUUCCAUCCCUUGUGGGUCAAUUGUUCGCUAUGCGAUUAAAAGCAUACUAGAAUAAUGAAAUAUGUAUAGAAGUUGAACAUUUUUCUGAAUUCUUUACAAGUAAUUUGUUUAUAAUACAAGUUACAAACAUUUAUCA